Molecule: messenger RNA, 861 nt
Organism: Nannizzia gypsea CBS 118893
Lineage: Eukaryota; Fungi; Ascomycota; Eurotiomycetes; Onygenales; Arthrodermataceae
Exons: 1
Coding region: 1-861 (286 amino acids)
Source: RefSeq, a predicted model, not a curated record
AUGCUGCUACUAAACACGUUUAUUUUCCUAUCGAUUUUCCUGCUACGAUCCCUUCCGUCCCUAGCGAGAGGGUUCGAUUUUGAGGAGGACUUGUUUCCCAAUUACCCCUUUAAUGAAAAAGUACUAGAUGGCAUUGAAGUCUCCCUGAUCUUCCCACGCGGUAACGAGACCUACGCACCGACCGCGUAUUUUCCCAUUGUCAUGGCUGUGCGGAAUCCUGAGAUUACAUUUCCACUGGGCCUGCGCCUAGGUGCAAAAGUCUCACAUAGGGACUCGUUCAACAGUGAUUUAUUCUACUUCCCGAAUGAUAGCUCUACCACUGGCUCAUUCCCGCCCACUUCUCCCUACUACUUUGCCAUUAACGGCACCGACCUCAUCAACCGCUUCACUGGAUCAUUCACUGUGAAAUGGCGCUUUCGAGUGCACAACAUAUGCAGAGACCUUGGGGAGCACUGCCCGAUAAUAGAACAGCACUAUUCUUCGCAGACAUUCUCUGUCGACUUCUCCAUUUCUCCCGAUGCGCCACUCCCCAAUAUUGAGGAGGCCGUUAACCGCUGCUCAAAUAGCACGGCCUGGUUAAAGCCUUUUGGUAUCCAGGAAUCUACUAAUUGUCCUUUAAUAAAAAACUUUAGUAGCCCGCUACCACCAAUGCCAGACCCUUGCCUUGUUAAACCGUUUGCAAAAGAUUUAGCGGCCAAUGUUUCCAAGACCAUACUGGGGUUGUUGGAUUGCCCUGAUGGGGCGUGGCAGACUAUUAAGGAGCCUUGCCGCAAGAAAAGUAGCGCAUCGCGGGGGAAAUCGGGGUUUAAAGUAGUAUGGUUACUUCUAGCUGCGGUUAUAUCCGUGUGGGCUGUUUUAUGA